AAGACUCUUCUGGUGCUAUGAAACGUCCAUACUCUGAGAUUAAAGAUGAGAUCACAAAAUUUAUUGAUGAUAACCUCAAGAAAAUUAAAACAGUUGAAUUAUCUAUUCCAGGAUGGUAUUCAUGCCCAGCAACCCAUACUGAAACAGAGAAGGGAAAGAUGAUACGUCUGGUUGGUGAAGAAUUUGUUCUUCCAUUUACUCUUACAGAUUUAACUUUGGGUAAAAGGCACAGGACUGGUUUGUUCAAGAAAAAAUUGAUUCCAAUAGCCCAGAAAGGAGAAAAUAUUGUGCAAAAACACUUUAUUAAUGAAUGCAAUGUUAUAACAAGAUCAUUUGAUGAAAUACAAUAUGUUCUAUAUGAUGUACAUGAUUUUGCUCUUUUAGAUACACAAAAACCAGAUUUUGUCAUUUUAGAUGAACAGCACCCACUUGAUCCUCUUAAUGUUAUAAUGAUUG
This is a messenger RNA of Entrophospora candida, 456 nucleotides long. The record is from the annotation of a GenBank genome assembly. Lineage: Eukaryota; Fungi; Glomeromycota; Glomeromycetes; Entrophosporales; Entrophosporaceae.